AUGGCGGCCAUCCCCUCCAGCGGCUCACUCAUGGCCACCCACUACCACCGGCGCUGCCUGGGUUCCACUUCCAGAAGCAGCUCCUGCCGUAGUACCGAGUGCCCCGCAGAAGCCAUUCCCCACCACCCAGCUUCUUUUUUGGAAAGUCCACCCUCCCGUUCAUGGCCAUGGUGCUGGAGUCUGCAGAGCACCCGGAACCCCCCCCCACCAGGCCUCCCGCAGCGCGACCACCUGUGGCCUGGCUCAGAACACCCUGAGGAAGCAGCCCAGUGGUCAGCACAGCACAGCCAGCUCUGGGCCGCCGUCCUGACCUGAGCGAUGACCA
Messenger RNA from Callithrix jacchus (white-tufted-ear marmoset), 325 nucleotides. Its product is annotated as pancreatic progenitor cell differentiation and proliferation factor-like. The record is from RefSeq and is a predicted model, not a curated record. Gene Ontology annotation, biological process: cell differentiation; multicellular organism development. Lineage: Eukaryota; Metazoa; Chordata; Mammalia; Primates; Cebidae.